Molecule: messenger RNA, 2111 nt
Organism: Clarias gariepinus (North African catfish)
Lineage: Eukaryota; Metazoa; Chordata; Actinopteri; Siluriformes; Clariidae
Gene: ldlrap1b
Product: low density lipoprotein receptor adaptor protein 1b
Exons: 9
Coding region: 217-1119 (300 amino acids)
Cellular component (GO): early endosome
Source: RefSeq, a predicted model, not a curated record
GUAGUGGAGCGUGCGCGUCUAUCCAGACUGGAUUCGCUUAAAGAGAAAAAAGGGAGGACAAUAAUCCAGCUGGGGCACACACACACACACACACACACAGUGAGAGAGGAGGAAGAAGAAGUUUGUUUUUCCGGCUGACUGGAGUACAGAAGACGAGCAGAAGGAGGCUGAGGAGGGAGAGCAGACGGCGGAGACUCGGGGAUCUGUCCUCCCGCUAUGGACGCUUUAAAAUCGGCGGGCCGGGCGAUAAUCCGGAGCCCCAGCAUCGCCAAGCAGUCGUGGGCUUCAGGGAGACACAAAAAGCUCCCGGAGAACUGGACGGAUACGCGCGAGACCCUGCUGGAGGGCAUGGCGUUCCAGCUGAAGUAUCUUGGCGUCACGCUGGUCGAGCAGCCGAAGGGAGAGGAGCUGUCGGCUGCCGCCGUCAAGAGGAUUGUUGCCACGGCCAAAGCCAGUGGGAAGAAGCUACAGAAGGUCACGCUGAAGGUUUCCCCGAGAGGGAUCAUCCUGUACGACUGCGCCUCGAAUCAACUGAUAGAGAACGUCUCCAUUUACAGGAUCUCCUACUGCACUGCUGAUAAGAUGCACGAUAAAGUGUUUGCCUACAUCGCUCAGAGCCAACGCAACGAGACGCUCGAGUGCCAUGCCUUCCUCUGCACCAAAAAGAAAGUGGCACAAGCGGUGACAUUAACAGUAGCCCAGGCCUUUAAAGUGGCUUUUGAGUUCUGGCAGAACGCCAAGGAAGAAAAAGAGAAGCGGGUGAAGGUGGAGGCGGUCGGACCGAGCAACUCUGAACAGAAUUCUGAACAUGUGGAGGAAGGAGAAGUAGCUACGGGGAAUCUGUUAAACUUAGAAGAGAGUGCAGUUAUACAUUCAGGACCUGGUGAUGAAACGCAUAGAGCACAGAGCAUCAGCACAGAGAACAACAACACUCUUUGGGAGCUUGAUGACGGUCUGGAUGAAGCCUUCUCAAGACUCGCUGAGUGUCGCGCUAACCCCCAGGUCCUGGACACUGGGCUAAACCCUCAGGAUUACAACACUGACGAGUGCCUGUCACCCUCCAAUUGGGACAAAGCCGACGGCGAGGCUCCCGACACCGAGGAUGCAUUCGGCUUCUGAAAGCACAAGAGACGAUGACGGAUGGAAAGGUGAAAAAGGACAAGGAAAGGGGACGAUCUUGUCACUGACUGAUGGACAGGACCGAGUGGAAAGUGAACCGAUGCUGCGUCGUCAUCAUCAGAAUACAAGAACUGCACAGACCAAAGCAAUAAACGUGUUUGUUUGUUUUUUACGUGAGAGGUAUUUGCUUUAAUCUGCUUGUGUAUUAUGAUGCUCCCUGUUAUGGUCAGUUUUGUAUUUUUUGAUUUCCCUUUGUUGCGUGUGUGUAUAUGAGGUAUACAGUAUGUAUGAGACACAUGUAUGAUAACUGUAUAAAUGAGAGAGCUGUGUGUGAUAUGAUGCGUAUGAUGUCUCGAGUGCUUCAGGUCAGAAUUCGGCUAUGCAGUAUAACACUGUAACGAUGUUCUCUCGUUUAGAGAGUUUAACAACUUGGGUUGUUGUUUAACACUUUAACGUAUCGUUGUGUGAGCGAUCCCAAGUUUGGUUAACUGGUGAUGAAAUAUUUUAAAGAGAUGUAUGAACCUGGCAUGACGGGGUGUUUUAUCCGAGCUUUAGCAUCUUGGAAAACCAAAAAUAAGAGGCGAGAGUUUAUACUGAUUUUCUUAUAUUUUCUAUUGGAAAUGUAUUUUUGUACUCCCUGCCUAGAAUGUUUUCAAAGCACACAGUUUAAUUUCAGGGAAAUAACAUUCAUAAUUAAUUUUUUGAUUUGUGGCUAAUUCAUGUGUGUUUAGCCCUAAAGUGAGGUCAUGUUCAUUAGCGGAUUAUUACAUAAGGAACGUGCAUAACGAUCCUACCACCUGGUGAUCUGUCACUUGCCUGGUGUUACAUGCAUCAGCCCUGGAGGGUUUCAGACCUUUUUUUUUUCUCCAAACUCCAGUUCACCUCUCAGUGUUAAACUUUACAUUGUUUAGAUUUAGCUUUUCUCAUUUCAGUGCUUGGAUUUUUGACUGCAUCCCAUAAUUCUGUUUUGUAUUAAAGACCAUAACCUUCCA